CGCAUACACAUCAGAUCGAUCAGGAUGAGCACUUCUUCCAUGGCCUUUCAAUUAGGAGCUUCUUCCUCUUUCUCAUUCUCUUCUUCUUCCAUUCCUAGGUGGACUCACGACGUAUUCUUGAGUUUUAGAGGUGAGGAUAUUCGUCAAAACUUUAUUUCUCAUCUCUACGAAGCUUUGCAUCAAAGGGGAAUUAACACUUACAUGGACAACAAUAUCGAAAGAGGAGAGGAAAUUUCGCCAGAACUUUUCAAAGCAAUUGAAGGAUCAAUGAUUUCUAUCGUUGUACUCUCUAAGAACUAUUCAGAUUCCAGAUGGUGUUUAGAUGAACUAUUGAAGAUCAUUGAGUGUAAGGAAACGGUGAAACAAAUUCAUGUUUUACCCCUGUUUUACAAUGUAGAUCCGUCGGAUGUACGACAUCAAAAAGGGAGUUUCGGAGAAGCAUUCUCUAGAGUUGAACAUAAGUUCGAGGCUGAUACAGUAAAGCUUACAAAGUGGAAGGCAGCUUUAGAAGAAAUAGCUAAUUUGACCGGAUUCAAAUUAGGGGACAGGAAUGAAUCAGAGUUUAUUCAGGAUAUCAUUAAAUGGGUGGACUCAAAAAUGGUAGGUCGUACACGUCUUAAAGUUGCUAAGUAUCCAGUUGGAAUAGAGUCUCGUGUACGAGAUAUUUAUGCACGUUUAAAUAUGGGAAGGAGUGAUAUUAUAUGCAUGGUAGGGAUAUUUGGAACCGGUGGAAUCGGUAAGACAACUAUUUCAAAAGCGAUCCAUAACAGGAUUUCUGAUCAAUUUGAAGGAAUUUAUUUCUUGAAAAACAUUAGAGAAACUACAAAAGCAGGAGGUCUGAUCCAGCUACAAAAGACACUUCUUUAUGAUAUUUUGGGAAUAAGAUCGGAAUUUCAUGAUACUGACAAAGGCAUCAAUGUAAUUAGGCAUAGACUUUGCUCUAAAAAGGUUCUCCUAAUUCUUGAUGAUGUGGAUGACUUAGUCCAAAUAGAAACAUUAGCUGGAGCCCAUGAUUGGUUUGGUCCAGGAAGCAGAAUAAUCAUAACAACAAGAGAUCAACACUUACUAAAUAAUCCUGCAGUUGAUUCAAAAUAUGAGGUUAUGAUUUUGGAUAAUAAUGAAGCUCUUUAGCUGUUUAGCUUGCAUGCUUUCGGGAGAGAUGAACCAUUUGGCAAUUAUGUGGACCUUUCUAAAGUAGUAAUAAA
This is a messenger RNA of Carya illinoinensis, 1205 nucleotides long. Its product is annotated as disease resistance protein RPV1-like. The transcript is spliced from 2 exons. The coding region runs from base 25 to 1131 and encodes 368 amino acids. NCBI's taxonomy places the organism in Eukaryota, Viridiplantae, Streptophyta, Magnoliopsida, Fagales, Juglandaceae. Gene Ontology annotation, molecular function: ADP binding. Gene Ontology annotation, biological process: defense response; signal transduction. The record is from RefSeq and is a predicted model, not a curated record.